GGGGUUCGGUGGUUGGGCGGGGUCACGCCGAAGUCCCCGGAUGCGGGCAAGAUGGCGGCGCUGGAGCAGGGCGGGCGGCGGUCGCUGAGGCGGCUUUGGCGCCUCGCCCUCUUCCUCCUCCUCGCCCAGCUCUGCGGCCUCUCCGGGCAAGGUGGGCUCCGUGGGUCGCCCGAGGGCGGGCGGCGAGGGGAAGACGAGGACGGUCGGUCGGUCGCAGGUCUUAACGUUUCAGAGACAACAUCGAUUCCAUCGUAUGUGACACGAUGCCCUAGCAAUGGUUUAUGCACCCUUCUGCCUCCCGAAUGUAUGUCUUGUAAAACAAACUACACUUGCAUCUAUGGGAGACCAGCUGUUUUUGAAUGUGAAGCUAAAUCCCAGGUUCACUGUGUUGAUGAGAAAAACAAUCGUCAGAAAUUCUUCACAAUCAACAUGACUUGCCAGUUUUGCUGGCAGCUUCCUCCCACAGACUACGUCUGUUCCAAUCCUAUCAACUGUAAGACAGUUUCUUGCCCACGAGAACGAUAUAGUGCCAACUGCACAGUGCAGGAUCAUAUCCAUUGCCUAGGUAAUCGCACCUUUCCCAAGAUGCUUUAUUGCAACUGGACUGGAGGCUAUAAAUGGUCAACAGCCUUGGCUUUAAGCAUCACCCUUGGUGGCUUCGGAGCGGACCGUUUCUACUUGGGCCAGUGGCGGGAGGGUCUGGGCAAACUCUUCAGCUUUGGUGGCCUGGGAAUCUGGACUCUGAUUGAUGUGUUACUGAUAGGCGUUGGCUACGUGGGUCCCGCCGAUGGCUCGCUCUACAUCUAACCAUCCGUGCGAGAAAAAAAACAAAAAACAAACCCGCCAUCCGAAGUCAGUCACACUGGGAAAUACACAAGCCAGACUUUGAAAAUUAGACCUCGGAGCCUUUGUUCCAUAUGUGCACAUAUAUUUAAUGUACAGUAUCUGUACUUUGCUUGCCUUGAACUUAAGGUAAAAAUAAAUGAAGGGAUCAUUGAAUGAUGCUUUCUUAGAAUUCAUUUCUCUUUGGGUUUUCGGAUGCACUUUUUAAUUUUUUUCUAUGAAAAAGUUCAUAAGUUGCACAACUGAAGCGCAGUGCUCUUUCCCAACCCGUGCACAUGAAUUCGUUGUUGCUGGAGGUGUCUUACAAAUUUCUGAAUUAUGCGUGCAAGGAUUUUUCCAUAUUUAAAAGGAGGACAUAACCAUUCUCUACCAGUCCUGAGCCAAUACUCUACAGGGAGACUUUGGUCAUAUUCUAAACUGUAUCUCAGGCCGAAUGGUUCAUUGUUCUGUCUUUUAUUUUGUACUUUUUUUCUGGACAAGACUGAAGGGGGUGCAAAAAUCUAGCCUUUUCUGAAAUACGGACGUGUACAGAGUUGCAAAAUCUUAGCACUGAUUAUGGUUUACUGUAAUACAUAUGAUUACCUACCAUUGCCAGUGACUGUCGUAAAACAGAGAGGCCCAAUUAAAAUCCAUUUUGAUUAAGGACCAGUUCAUAUACAUGGGCGUUCUCAAAUCCCGAUUGUCUUCUAAAUAGACAGAGCAUGUGAUAACAAUGCAGUAAUUUAUACAAGUUAUUCUUACCGAGUGCUAAUUGUUGUUAGCAUAGAUCACGAGCACUUACGAACAGUCAGCUUUCUGCAUGUCAGUUCCUGAGUUGCAAGCAUCGUAGUUCCCAUUCUGUAUCACUAUGGGAACAGAAGAUGAACAAGGAUUGAUUGUGGUGAAGAUGCAAGGGUGUUAGAAAACAUUAAGGACAGCUUUAAGCCUCCAGUUUAUCCUAUUUGGAAGGCAACUUCUGUGCAGGAAAUGUCACCACCAGGAAUAAAAGCGCAACAUGCCUGUGAGCACAAUUCUGUGUGCCUCUACUCGGAAGUAAGCCUCCAGGUUUCAGCUGGACCUAUUUCCCCUUUAAACCUGCCUAUUGUUGCAAUUCAUUAUAUGCAGGCAUGUCUCUUUGCAAAUACUUGAAUCACAUCUUUAAAACUGAUGGAAAUCACCUUCUAAGAUCUGUAAUGCAGAAUUUGAUUCCUAAAUUCCAUCAAGGUACACCCAGAGAUGCUGUGGGAUUUUGUAGGAUCCUGGAAGUACCCUUCAAAGCAUCCCAUGACGUGGGUUGUGUCAAGUUCCAUCAGUCCAUGUCAUGGGAAUGCUUUGAAGGCUUGAAGCUAGACCCUGGCUCUUCCCAACCCUAGUCAUCUGAGCUGUUACCAUUAGGCCAUGCUGUCUCUGCCCACAAUCACCUGCAUGGUACACAUCCUGACUGUAAACAGUUCUGUACGCUGAAUACUUUGUCACACAACCCAUUCCCUUGUGUAGGAGGGAACGCCCAACCUACCCUAUUUCUCUGUUGGAACCACGUGAAGGCAGGUUACUUAUAACCCUAACUACUAAGAUGGUGUCGGGUUACAGAAACAGGAAACAUUGCUUGAUGUAAAUGUAUGUCUAAACAUUUUCCUUCAGAUAAAAAAAAUGGACGUUGCUUGAGUGACGUGCUGUGUUAACCAUUUUACACCCGUUCAAAAAAGUAAUUAAAAACGUUAGAAGCAAAAACGUGUUCUUCGGCUCGCUUGGACUUUGUGCUGGAAGGGGAUCGUGCAAAAAUAAAAGUGUACGUGCACUGUGUUCAUUACUCUCGGCUCCUGCUGGGCAAAUGUACGGAAUCCAGCGUAAAUGUGAUCCAAAUUUUCAUGAGCUACUUUUGUUGAAAGGCAGCACGUAUUUCUUUUUCUCUUACCCAUGAGUAAUUCUGCUCAGUAACAUUGCUUUUUACUGUUCUGUUUCCUGCAUUGGUUAGUUACUUGGUUGUUGUUUUUUUUAAAACUUCUGAAAGUGGCCGUGUAUGUUUGUUUUGACUAUAUAAAAAGAGAGAGAUCUGUUAUUUAGCAAGAAGCCCGGCAGGGCUGAUUGUUCUGUUCCCAUUUGUAAUGAUCAGGCAAUGUUGGAAGUUGAGCCUUCUAGUGUCAUGGACUGUAAUAAAGACCGUUUUGUUUCCUC
Messenger RNA from Pogona vitticeps (central bearded dragon), 2997 nucleotides. The record is from RefSeq and is a predicted model, not a curated record. NCBI's taxonomy places the organism in Eukaryota, Metazoa, Chordata, Lepidosauria, Squamata, Agamidae.